Messenger RNA from Colletotrichum phormii, 895 nucleotides. RefSeq names its product ribosomal L28e family protein. Gene Ontology annotation, molecular function: structural constituent of ribosome. Gene Ontology annotation, biological process: translation. The transcript is spliced from 5 exons. Bases 109 to 585 code for a protein of 158 amino acids. Gene Ontology annotation, cellular component: ribosome; cytosolic large ribosomal subunit. The record is from RefSeq and is a predicted model, not a curated record. Lineage: Eukaryota; Fungi; Ascomycota; Sordariomycetes; Glomerellales; Glomerellaceae.
GCCCACACAUUCAAUUCAGGCCAUUGAAUUCUACGAACACGCAGACCGGCAUCAGAGCAAUCGUGAAGGUAUUCAUCAACCAUUCCGUGAUCCCUCAAAUCAGUCAAAAUGGCCGCCACUCUGCCCAACGUUUCCGCCGACCUGAUCUGGGAGGUCGUCCGCGCCCAGAAUGCGUUCCUGGUCAACCGCAACGACGCCGGCGGUCUCCAGCUCUCCCGCGACCCCCUUAACCUGGUCAACAAGCACUCCCGCAAGUACGCCGGUUUCGUCAACGACAAGGCCAUCGGCGUUGUCCCCAACGAGAAGGGUGGUGUCAAGGUGAUCAGCAAGAACCAGAAGAACUCCAACAAGCCCUCCAAGGGCUACACCGAGGUCACCUACGGCGGCAACAAGUCUUCCCGCAAGACCUACUCCGCCGUUGCCCGCCAGGCUGCCGCCGGCGGCUACCGUGGCGACCUCCGCGAGGCCGCCGUCCAGCGCGUCUCCGCCAUCCGCCGCUCCCAGCGUGCCGUCAAGGCCACCCCCGAGAAGAAGUCCCGCGGUGUCAAGGCCAAGGCCGCCGCCGCUGCCGAUGUUGAGGCAUAAAUGUUGAAAUGCUGAUUUAAGCGGGCGGACUGGACAACAAAAAAGAGAAAGACACAUGGCUUGGUUUGGGCGUUACGUCGAGCAAAUAGAGAAUACCUUUUUGUGAGGGACACAGGCGAAACAAAUCAAAAGCUUGAGUCAAAGGCCACAAAAUAAUGACUGGGACUGGUUUUUCGUUUUGCUCCAAAAGAGUGUUGUCCUCCUCUCCUCGUUUGAUGCCGUGCGUGGGAGGGAUUCGUGAGGCUCUUGGCCAAUGACUUGGGAGGAUGAUGAUGAUGCAUGUUUGAGUCUACCUUAUCUUGUGCCAUGA